Benincasa hispida (wax gourd) is the source of this 1783-nucleotide messenger RNA. It is a transcript of the gene CBP20, whose product is annotated as CAP-binding protein 20. NCBI's taxonomy places the organism in Eukaryota, Viridiplantae, Streptophyta, Magnoliopsida, Cucurbitales, Cucurbitaceae. Gene Ontology annotation, biological process: mRNA cis splicing, via spliceosome. Gene Ontology annotation, molecular function: RNA cap binding. The record is from RefSeq and is a predicted model, not a curated record. Gene Ontology annotation, cellular component: nuclear cap binding complex.
UUCGAUUUUGUCUUCCUCUUCCUCUUGCUUUUCCUCUAAAUCCAUGGCCGCCACCGCGAAAUGUUCGAAAAUAGUCCACCACCAGCACCAUUAGCAGCGUCCGUCCAAGUCUGAAAGGCAUUGCCGUUGGUUGAGGCUCGACCGAAGCUUGUUGCUUGCCGAUUGCCUUUUCAUCGGCGUCGAGAAGAACCUCCAACUCAGCAAGUGUGAGUGUCGUGUCUCUGAUGCGAAUAGAGGUCGAAAGGCUUUGUAAUCCGCAGGAAAACCAUUUAGAAUGUGAAGGAGAGAUUCUUCGUCAUCAAUUGUAAUUCCAGCUGCAGCGAGCUUGUCAACUAUUGAUCAAUUGAUUCAGUUGAACGACCUUUCAUUAGAACUGCCUCUAAUCUCUGCUCCUCUGCUUCUUCCCUUUUCCCUUCUGUUUCUCGCCUUGGGUGAUUAACUUCCCAAUUUUACAACACUUAAUAUAAGCGAUUUCAUUUUGAACCUCUGGUUUGUUGAGUUGAUGUCUGCUAGUUGCUCUACCUAAACUGGGUUUCGAGUUUUGGUCCAGAUGUUGUUAUUCUAGGGCUCAUGGCUUCGUUGUUCAAGGACCCAACAAAGCUAUCUGUUUAUCGGGAUAGAAGAUUUCAUGGAACACAAGAUGAAUUUGAAGUGGCACUUCAGACUUCAACCACUGUUUAUGUGGGAAAUAUGUCCUUUUAUACGACAGAAGAGCAAGUUUAUGAGCUUUUUUCUCGAGCUGGAGAAAUUAAGAAGAUAAUCAUGGGUUUGGAUAAGAAUUCAAAAACACCUUGUGGCUUUUGUUUUGUCCUAUACUAUUCUCGGGAGGAUACCGAGGAUGCUGUAAAAUAUAUAAGUGGAACAAUUCUUGAUGAUCGUCCCAUUCGUGUGGAUUUUGAUUGGGGAUUUCAGGAUGGCAGGCAAUGGGGCCGUGGUCGAAGUGGUGGACAGGUGCGUGAUGAAUAUCGAACAGACUAUGAUCCUGGUAGAGGUGGCUAUGGAAAGUUAGUUCAGAAAGAGUUGGAAGCACAGAGGCAGCUUGUGGAUUAUGGUACUGGUUCGCUAGGUUCUAUGCCUGUCAUGACUCAGUAUGGAAAACAUGGUGGAAGCCAUGGACAUGGGCAUCGUCAUGGUAGAGAUUACCACCAUCGUAAGCGCUAUCGAGAUGAUGAUCGCCAUGCACAUGAAAGCUCUAAGAGAACUUCAGAUUACGAGUCUAGAAGAAACCCUGAUCAUGAUUCGAGACCGGAGAAGAAUCCAAGGUUCCGGGAGAGUGGCGAUUCUGAUGAAGAGGAUGAUGAUGACCAAAAGCAGCGACGCUAACCCGAGGGUUAUUUUCAGAUUAUAAUGUGAGGAAUCAUUUACAUCGGUGUUUUGUGGUUCAGCAUGAAGUGAUAAGGGACAAUUCAUUACUUGUGCAUGUCAAAACUAACCAGUUAUUAUUUUUUCAUGCCACUAGGUUCUUUGCGCUUUCCUUUAGUGAAGGAAUGACUAUAAAUGGCUGUCUGUACUGUUUAUUAUUAUAAGAAUCAAGUCGGCAUUCUGUCGGAACUAUCUCGAGACAAAUGAAGAAUCCAAUUCUCUUCCAAGUACUUUGAAGUGUGUGUUUUUUUGGAUGUAUAUAACAGAGAGCAUUUGCUUGCUCGACAUGGAAGCGGGUUUGAAGGAAUGAUGUUGGUAUGUGAAAAGGUGAAAUUUGUCGAGUGAUUUUCUGUGGUUAUCUCUAAUUCAACGUUGAUCUAGGAAGUCUUAAUUGAGUGAAAUCAUGUGCAUGCUGCAAAAA